Molecule: messenger RNA, 2782 nt
Organism: Bombus terrestris (buff-tailed bumblebee)
Lineage: Eukaryota; Metazoa; Arthropoda; Insecta; Hymenoptera; Apidae
Product: RING finger protein 10
Exons: 12
Coding region: 327-2513 (728 amino acids)
Biological process (GO): positive regulation of transcription by RNA polymerase II
Molecular function (GO): metal ion binding; transcription cis-regulatory region binding
Source: RefSeq, a predicted model, not a curated record
GCAAGUCAUCAGUUUCGUCGCCAUCAUAGCGACGAGAUCGCGAUCGCUUUUGGCCGUUGAGCCAGAAAUUGGGAUCAUCAUCGUUUACGACGAAAAGCAAAGCAGAGCUUUUGCUCUGUUAACACCUGUGUUUUUGGUCACCCUAGUACCGUCACAUCGGCCGUGGACUAUCGGCAUCUCAAGGAAUUUUUCUUCACCUUUGACGAUAACGAAACAUGGCUUAUUGAAGAAGAUGAAGGGCCUGCAGAAAUACAUUGUUUCUCCAUACGGAGGAAACCGUAGCCUCAACAACUCUGGAAUUCAGCACGAACGCUUUCGUGCCAGAAAUGGAAAAAAAUACGAAAUUUCCGCAAUCCUCCGCAAAGGGGGUUCCUGCUGAUGCUAAAAAAAAUCAAGAUAUUAUAAACAAACUUUUUCCAAGGAGCUCGCGCAGACGUGAAUCAGCAGGUACUAGCAAUUUUUCAAAAUCUGAACAAUCAAGGAAGUGUAAUGUACAAAAAACAAAAAAUUUUGAUAAGAGACCAAAACCUAAAGGACAAUAUCAUGGCAGUUCAAAGGAGGAUACCAAGGUAGUGCAAGCAGAAUUAGCUGAGCCUGGCUCAGUAGUGGUCCAAGGAAGUAAAAAGCAGAACUUGAAUCAUCUGCUGAAUUUUCAUUAUGAACCACGUGAAAUGCGUGGUUCAGGUACAUGGAAUCAUGGAAAAUCGAUAAAAGGUUUGACUCGGAACAGUAAUAGAUGCCUUCCACCAGUGCAACGCCAUAAAUACAACAAAGAACAGUUUUUGCAAGCUAGUUGCCAGUUUGUUGUAAAUGCCAAUGGGAAUUAUACGUUAUAUUUAAGUGAUCCUGAUGUACUAGUUGACUGGAAAUUGAUAGAACAAAUUAAACUUCACAGUUCUGAAAAUUUAUCAUGCCCGAUAUGUUUGUAUCCACCAGUUGCUGGAAAAAUAACACGUUGUGGUCACGUCUAUUGUUGGCCGUGUAUCCUUCAUUAUUUAUCACUUUCUGAUAAACCCUCGCGUAAAUGUCCUAUUUGUGAUGAAUCUGUUCAAAAAUCUGAUUUAAAAAGUGUUAACGAAGUCACUCAAAGUACGUUAAAUUUAGGAGAUACUAUCACUUUACGUUUGAUGCGCCGUGAGAAAGGGUCACUGCUUGCAGUACCUGUUGGAUCUCUAAUUCAAAAUCCAACAAACUUUUUCCCACUAUCAGAGACUAUUAGCAAUCAAGUGUAUUCAAAACUCCUUAUUGCAAGUACAGAAGAUGUGAUGAAUAUCAUUGAAUGUGAACGUACACAGUUGAAAUUUGAACUAUCAGAUAAUCCUGAUUCUCCGGAAAAUUGUUAUAUUGAACAGGCGCUUGAUGAACUUUCGAAAAGAGAAGGGGAAUUAUUACAAAGGAAAAGAAAUUUUUUACAGGUAAAAUCAGAAAUUCCUCUGAACGAAACUUCAACAUUGGCCUACAAAUUACAAAUAGAAAAAACCGAUAUUGAGAAACAUUUAUCUCAAUCAAGAUCUCAAGACUAUGAAGAAACAAACACUUCAACAAAAAGGAAUAAAAAUGACGUGGAUGAAGAAAUAUUAAAAUCGGCGGAAAAUUCGUCUAAUGGCGUUCAAUUAACCCCAGACAUACCAAAAUUCUUUUAUUUUUACCAAGCGGAAGAUGGGCAGCAUCUGUAUCUUCAUGCGAUGAAUGUAAAAAUGCUAGAAAUGCAAUAUGGCAGUCUUGAAAAUUCCCCUCGUGUGAUAAUGGGAAAACUCCUUGAAAAAGAGGGAGGAAGUCUUACAGAAGAUCUAAGACGUAGACUAAGAUACUUAUGUCACUUGCCAUUAACUUGCCAAUUCGAGGUAGCUGAAAUUGAAUUAAAGCCACCAAUUGUGUCAGAGGAGGUUUUAUCUUCAUUUCAAGAUCAGUUGACACUGAGACACAGACAUAGGCAACAACGAGAACGUGACGAAAGGAAAAGAGAAAAACAAAUUACCGAAGAAGAAAAUAAGCGAAUGGGAAGAUAUCCAACUCCUGCUGUACACAUUGAUUCACGGCGACAUUUUCCUCGAUGGCAGCCAGAAUCGUUGUUUUCUGAGGAAAGUGUUCCGUCACCACUAGAAUCUACGGCGGCUUCAAGCGUAGCUAGUAGUCCAUCUUCCAACACAUUUGACGAAAUGGUUGCAUCUAGACAAACUGAUAAUGUUGCUCACGAACAGGGACCAUCAUUUGCAGAAAUGUUGCGAAAUACUGGCACACGUUUGAAAUCGCAAACACUAUGGCCAUCGAUUAACUCCACACAUAGGAAACAGUAUACUAGUCUGACUGUUCAGACACCCUCGAGAAACACCGAAGAAGAAGAUUAUGUCUCAGUACCAUCAUACAGUCAGAAUUUUGGUGAUGCUUUAGCAGCCGCUUUACAACAAACUAAGUUAGAAACAGAGAAAAAUGGAGGUGGAAAAAAAAAGAAGAAAAAGAAGAAAGGGAAAUCAACCGUAUUGUUUGCAACUACUGUGGCACAUGAAUCUUAAUUCUUUUCAUGAUAACGCUUGCACUUUACGUUGUUAUUUUCGAAUUUCGCGUUUCCAUUGUAUAUUUUAUUACCGCGUGUUAUAUUUCAGAUUAUUUCGGGUAUAUGUUAGGAAAUUUAUCAAGUUCUAGUAUAAAUCGUAACAUGUAAUUAUAUAUUAUCCUCCAUUUGUGAAACUUUCAUCAUUAUAUUAUCGAUUAUUGAACAAUUGUUUCCUGUAGCAUUCGGGUCUGUUGUGCUUGCAAAUAAAAUUUAGUUUCGUGGAAAGUA